AUGGGUUCGUGCGAGGAGCUGGAGAUCAGCUUGGGGAAGAGUCUGGAGAAAAGCCUGGAGAACCCACGUAGCUCCAGUUACGCAUCUUCCGACAAACACGCCGAACGAGACAAUGAGUCUCGAAAAGACAAGAGAGAGCAGAGGAUCAAAAAGCUUCGAGUGACGGAGAAGAGCGACACAAACAUUCGCAGCUACAACGUUCGUGAUUUCAGCGAGCCACCUUCUGCGGACUCCGGCAACCGCAACUAUGAUGGAGGAUGCUCUACGGAUGAGAGCGGUAUGAAACCCACAGACGUUGAGAAGGAAGAAGGGUGCAUGGAUGUCAAGAAAGACAGGUCUAGGGGCGUGGUCAGUGAUGAAUCGCCAAAGGUUGAGACUCGGAACCUGAAGAGAGCGAGAAGCCAACAGCAGGAUCAUACCAGCAAGAAGCACUGGAGUCAUAGGAAGGAGAGUCGAAACACGGAGGAGUCAAAGAACGAGCACCGGUCGGAACAGCGCGAGGUUGAUGACGAGAAGAAGCGCCGCAGAGGCGAUGCCGACGAGCUGGAUAGCAACCGGGAGGAGUCAACAAACGGACGCAAGAGAACCAAAAGAGAAGACAAGGCGGAAGUGCCUCCUGACACCGACAACAUCACCCAGAUCAUGAAGUUCAUUAGACGGAUGGCUCUCCUGUCCGACGAGCGUUUGAUGCAGAAUCUCCAACAUGGCUUUCCCCUGCAUGCUCAGGACACGAUUCUGGCAUUUUUUCGUAUCAUCGAAUGGUUCCAGGGCACUGAGAGUGACUUGGAGGACCUUUGA
Messenger RNA from Colletotrichum chrysophilum, 798 nucleotides. RefSeq lists its product as uncharacterized. The coding region runs from base 1 to 798 and encodes 265 amino acids. NCBI's taxonomy places the organism in Eukaryota, Fungi, Ascomycota, Sordariomycetes, Glomerellales, Glomerellaceae. The record is from RefSeq and is a predicted model, not a curated record. The transcript has a single exon.